AUGCCGGGUGCAUUGAUCUUUGACCGUGGGUGCUGGACAGACGUUGAUACUCUGCUCCAGGUCUUCAACACGGCACGGAAUGCACGCUGGGGCGUGAGGCAGCUGCUACGCGCAGCGAAAGCCGAUAACAAGGGACGGAUCAGGCUUUUGGGCAUUGAUGUCCCCAUGAAGGACACCCUGGGCCAGCCGCUAUUCCCUGUGCGGGUGAGGAUGGCCCAAGGGCACAACUCCAAGCUCAUCGGCAAUAACCCGGACGCGGACUUCUUCCUCGCGACCAGGUUCUACAGCGGGGGGGUCACCGUACUCUCCCGCGAGGAUACCCCCCCGAAACUCUUCCACCGCACGAAUGAAAAGGGGAUGAAGGGGAUCCUCCGCGAUGGCAUGAUCGCCGGUUCCGCAAGGUCAGACAGGUCCCACAACUACCUGUCCCCGUACAAGUUGGACGACACCCACUACAAGAGUGGAAUGCGCUCCAACCAGCCGAUCGAGCUGACGAUAGAUACGCAGCGAGCAAUCGCCGCUGGAUGUGUCUUCUUCGUCACGGAGACCGACGGCGUCCUCACACGUGACAAUGUGCCGCCCGAUUGUGUGCUGUCCGCCGUCGACACCAGCAAGAAGAACCUCCCGCUCUAUGUCGCCGAGCACAAAGAAGCCGCCCGCGAGGGUGAGCCAGAGCGCAUCUUCCGCGCCAAGCGCGACUAUGAGGAGGCCGCAGCAGCAAGCUCAUCAUCGGCACCGCCUCCAAAACAGGCGGCUAUCGCUCCCAAAGCGAUUGCUUCAAAGAAGAUGCCGAAGGUGGCUCCCAAGCCCGCCGCAAUCGCCGAAAAAGACGAAAGCAUGGACUUGGAUGAAGCCACCCGCGAGGGUGAGCCUGCUGAUGAUGCUGGUGCAUUCGACCCUGACGAAACCAAGGUUGAGGUUGAGGUCGAGGUCGAUGAAGGCGAUACGACGGAUGCGGGUGAGGAUGAGCCAUACCCACUUGGCUCACACCCAUGCCGUGAGUGCGCAGCAGUCGUUGCCAAUGGCAUGCUGUUCUGCCUCCGUUGCAAGGCUCCCCAGACGGACGACUCCAAAAAGAUCACGAAGCGAGUCUUUGAGAAUUCGAGACUUCGCCAGCGCCUUCUUGCCACCGCUGCAACCGGAGCCCAGAAGCCCAUCGACGAUCUCCUUGCGAGUGACCUUCGAGGCCUGGGCGAGGGACCAAAGAAGCGUGGUCAGAUGAGCGCAGAGGCUGCUGCCAUUCGUGACGCCAAAGACCGAAAGAUCAGGGCCGCCAAGUUGAACUUUGACACCGUGUCAGACCGCUUCGAGAAGGAUGCGCAGUUCAACGUGAGGAUGAUGCAAGAGGGCCGCAACUUCGAGGACAUGCAGAAAUUCGAUCACCUGUCGAACGCUGUGCUUCCCGAUCCAGGACGCAGCGAGGAGCAGCGCUACUUGCGUGCCGGCUCCCAUUAUGGUGGUGGCAAUGUCCCGCCUGCGAAGUUGGUCUAUUAUGCCCACUGCGAAGUGGAGCCGUUGAGGAACUUGCGGUUUAUCGAUGAUACCGCGGAUGUCCCCAUCGGCUUGACCUACCUCGGUGCAUUCCUCCCUCCGCGACUCUAUGCUGAGGUGGCAGCAGUGAAUGACGCUGCGAAAAGGAUCCUGACUUUCGACGGCGAGGUCUAUGUGUCGGCUACCACAACUGAAGGCAUCACAACUGAGAUCGGACAGAUUCUUACCGAUAGCCUCCGUAGUGCUCAGAACCAGACAGACCAAACGGAACGUUUGGCAGAGCGCAAUCGCCAGGCUGCAGUCCAGAAUCGCCCAUCCCAAAAGGGACGCGGUCGCACGACAGCACCUGAGCCAAUGUACAGAGGCUAUACUCAGGCCCAGUGGGACGAGUACUAUCGCCAGCGUCGUGGAGGUUACACUCAGGCCGAGUGGGGCUUCCCCGUUGUGCUUUAUAAAUGCUCGCUUUGGCAAGUCUUCAAAAUCGUUGAAGCCCAGGGCAACCUGGCGCACCUCAGGUCAGACAUUAAAAUGAAGAAAGAGCACGUGGUCUACACCACCGCCAAUGGUGUGACCAUCAUCGGAUACUCUGACAUGCCGGCGCGCAUGUCCAACCAGGCCAGCACCAUGUAUGCGCAGAACAUGUGCAACCUGCUGCGCCACAUCCACGGCAAGGAAAAGGCCGCAGCGUUCAUGAAGAACCUGCUUGGGGCUCUGGAUGCAGGCGAGGAGGGAGACAUCGUCGCCCGAAGCAUCGUCUGCAGUAGGGACGGCCAGCUGGUGAAGAUGCCGCCGCCCCCUCAGCCCACGCCGGUGAAGCCGAAAGCCGCAGCGCCGACCGCCGACAAGAAGGCGGCAGCCAAGGAGGAGCCGAUGAAGGCUGCCCUGAUUGGGGCCGUGGUCCUGACGAUCGGCGUCGGCUGCAUGCUCGCCAUGGGCGAAGGCGUGAAGACCUCGUUGCUGACCACUUUCCUGCUUGCUGGGGCUGCAGGUUAUCAGGCAGUCUGGGGUGUCGCGCAUGCGCUCCACACUCCGCUGAUGUCGGUGACGAACGCGAUUUCCGGGUGCACGGCCAUCGGCGGGCUCUUGUUGUUGGAGAAGACCGAGUCCGGAUUCGCUUGGUUCCUGGCGGCGCUUGCUGUGCUCGUCUCUGCAGUCAACAUCUUCGGCGGCUUCGUCGUGUCCCAGCGCAUGCUGGACUUGUUCAAGAAGCCGGGUGACAAGGAUUUCUCAGGAAUGAUGCUCUUCCCUGGCGUUGUCUUCCUCCUGGUUGCCUUGACCCGCCCAGAGCUGCUGAAGACCGUCACCACCGUCUCUGCUCUUCUCUGCGUGGCCGCCAUCGGUGGCCUCGCCACGAUGUCCACGGCCAACAUGGGCUGCAAGUUCGGAAUUGUGGGAGUCUUCGGUGCCAUGGUGGCCACGAUGGUUGAUCUUUCUGAGGAAAACCUGGUCGUCAGCUCCAUUCUGCUCGCCAUCGGCGCGGCAGCAGGCACCACCCUGGGUAUGAAGGUGUCCCCCAUCGCCCUUCCCCAGACCGUCGCUGCCUUCCACUCCCUGGUUGGCCUCGCAGCCAUGUGCACCUCCAUCGGCUCCUUCGUCAACCGAGCCUUCACCGAAGAUCCGGUCGCGGUGAUCGGUGCUGGGCUUGGCGGCUUAGUGCUUGCCAAGACGAUUCUCACGGAGGGCGCAGGCAACAUCGAGGUUCAAGUCUAUGAGGCUUGGGAUUCGUGGAAGACCCGUGGUGGCUCACUCAACAUGGCCCAAGGGGCGAAGAUCCUGAAGAAGCUGGGCCUGGGAGACGUGCUCGAGGCGAAGUCCAAUGCACCGAAAGAGAUGAAGUUCUUCUUCGAUGGCCAGGUCGUGGCCUCCUCGGACAUCGAUACGGUGAAGGGUCCCCGCAUUACCAUGCGCAAGGAUUUGCAGAGCAUGCUCGUUGACAGCAUGCCGCCUGAUACCUUCAAGUUGGGCCACAAGCUUGUCGAGAUCGCCGAGAACAGAGAGGGUGUCGUCUUGACUUUCGAGAACGGAGUGACAUGCACAGCCGAUCUGGUGGUUGCUGCCGAUGGCAUCCACAGCGUGGUGAAGAGAAAGAUCUUCAACGAUGACAAGCCUGAGCACACAGGCUUCCGAUGCUUGUACGCCCUCUGCUCCAAAGAGAUCCGCUCGGACCCUGGAAUGAUGCAGAUCAACUGGUACGAAGUGGGGGACAAAGGCUACCACGUCGUGGACUGGACGGCUGGCUCGGGUGAGAGUCGACAUGAUGCUCACCUCCUGGCUUUCCGCAACGAUGAGCUGGUCAGUGAGAAGUGGGACUCCACGAUUGUCAAAGACAAGAUGAAGGACAUGACCAAAGAUAUCCUCUCGCAGCAUCCGACCCUCGGCGCUGCCAUCGAGAAUGCCGACAUCUGCUUUGAUUGGGGCGUCUACUCCCAGCCGAAGCUGCCUUCUUGGAUCUCUCCUCUUGGAAAGAUCGUGCUCCUGGGCGACGCUGCCCAUGCCACCGCUCCCUUCAUGGGCCAAGGUGCAAACAUGGCAAUGGAGGACGGCUGGGUGCUCGGAAAGGUCCUGCUGAACGUGAAGGCAGAUGGAUUCUCACUCUUGGAAGCUCUGCAACACUACGAGUUCAAGCGCAGGGCCCACUGCGAGGGCAUCGUGAGCAAGAGCACCACGAUAGGAGGCAUGAACACCUCCACGGGUUUCAAAGCUCGAUUCCGAAACUUCAUCGUGCCCUUCAUGCUGAAGAAGACGCAAGCCGACCUUUGCGUGGAUCCCACGGAGGAAGCCACGAUGGAGAACACCUCCGCCAUCCUCGGCGACUUCAUCGGUGGCGUGACCCUGACCGGCAGCCUUAUCGCAUUCGGCAAGCUGAAUGGAAACCUCAGCUCCAAGGAGCUGUCUCUGCCGGGCAAGAACUACCUGAACCUCUUCGGCCUCUUCUUGUUCAUCUUCUUCAUGUACCUCUUCCUCCAGCCAGGCAGCGAGCACGGAGUUAUGAACCUCUGGCUGGUGGCCAUCCUGGCUUGCCUCAUGGGCCUGCAUUUGGUGGCCAGCGUGGGCGGCGGUGACAUGCCUGUGUGCAUCACCGUCCUGAACUCCUACUCCGGUUGGGCCCUCGUUGCCGAGGGUUUCCUGCUCGACAGCAACGUGCUCACCAUCGUGGGUUCUUUGAUCGGCUUCUCCGGAGCUAUCCUGACCAAGAUCAUGUGCGACGCGAUGAACCGAGACAUCUUCAACGUCCUCUUCGGCGGCCUCAACAACGCCCCUGUGGUGAAGGGCGCUGACACCGGCCCCAAGGAGCACGUGGAGUGCAGCGUGGAACUCUGCGCCGACAUGCUGGUGAACGCCAAGGAGGUUUUGGUCGUCCCUGGCUACGGCAUGGCCAUGGCCCGUGCGCAGACGCCCAUGGGAGAGUUGGCGUCGAUGCUGCGCAAGAACAACAUCGUCCUGAAGUUCGGUGUUCACCCUGUUGCCGGGCGCAUGCCGGGUCAGAUGAACGUGCUGUUGGCAGAGGCUGGGGUGCCUCACGAGUGGGUGCUAGAGAUGGACGAGGUGAACCCAGACAUGGAAAACUUCGAUGUGGUCUUGGUUAUGGGCGCCAACGAUGUUGUGAACUCGGCAGCCCAGGAGCUAGAGGGCUGCGCAAUCUGGGGCAUGCCCGUCAUCGAGGUCUGGAGGGCCAAGAAGGUUAUCUUCUGCAAGCGAUCCAUGGGCGGAGGCUACGCAGACCUCGACAACCCCGUCUUCUACAAGUCCAACACUGAGAUGCUCUUGGGAGACGGCAAGAAGACGGCCGAUGCUCUCGUCACAAAGGUCCGGGAGCGUCUGGAGAAGGUCUAA
Molecule: messenger RNA, 5325 nt
Organism: Symbiodinium sp. CCMP2592
Lineage: Eukaryota; Dinophyceae; Suessiales; Symbiodiniaceae
Source: the annotation of a GenBank genome assembly